This is a messenger RNA of Dichotomopilus funicola, 996 nucleotides long. Its product is annotated as HPP family-domain-containing protein. Lineage: Eukaryota; Fungi; Ascomycota; Sordariomycetes; Sordariales; Chaetomiaceae. The transcript has 2 exons. Bases 1 to 996 code for a protein of 331 amino acids. The record is from RefSeq and is a predicted model, not a curated record.
AUGUCCGCCCAGGCCCGCCGCGGCCCCUCCCGCUGGCACUUCAACAUCGACGCCCACCUCAACCCCUUCAUCCCAGCCUCCCCGUUACCUCGACUGCCCACCCCGAUCGCCCACUUCCUCGGCCACCGCACCCAUGCUCCGUCCUCCUCUGCCGGGGGCCGCCCGCCCCUGGGCAACAUCGCCAUGAUCUUCUGGGCUAUGGUCGGGGUGUUUUCGAGUCUGGCUAUCAUCGGUGCUGUGACGCAGCAUGUCCCUGCUUUUGAAUCCCGCGGUGUUCCGGUUAUUAUUGGGAGUUUUGGCGCAGCAGCAGUCCUAGAUUUCUACGCCCUCGAAUCCCCCCUCGCCCAACCCCGCAACGCCAUCCUCGGCCAAACCAUCUCCGUCCUCGUCGGCGUGAUCCUCCAAAAGCUCUUCUCCCUCUCCCCUCACUUCCCCGCCAUCCGCUGGCUCGGCGCCUCGCUUGCCUGCGCGUGUGCCACAGCUGCCAUGGCGCUCACGGGGACUGUGCACCCGCCUGCGGGCGCGACCGCGUUGAUGGCGGUGUUGGAUCCGGAUGUGGCCGGGUUGGGGUGGUUUUUGUUUGUGCCGGUUUUGCUUGGGUGCGGGUUGAUGUUGGUCGUGGCGUUGGGGGUGAAUAAUGUGCAGAGGAGGUUUCCGUUUUAUUGGUGGAGUCCGGGGGAGACGGGAGGGUUUUGGAAGCGGAGUGGAGAUGGAAAGGAAGGUCGGGAUGGGGGGGAGAAGCAGGAACAAACGGUGAUUGAGAAGGGGAAAGGCGAUGAAGGGGAGGAGUCGAGUGGGAGUGGGAGUAGUAGCGCAGGAGACCUGGAGAGUGGGCGGGGAAGGGGUACGGACGGGGAACUGGCACGGGUCGUGUCGGUGGCCAACGGAAAUGAAGGGGAGAUUGUGGUUCGCCGGGGGAAGGUGUAUAUUCCGGAAGGGCUGUCGCUACGGCCGGAGGAGGUGUUGUCAUUGGAGACGCUGAGCGAGCGGUUAUAG